Molecule: messenger RNA, 5409 nt
Organism: Didymodactylos carnosus
Lineage: Eukaryota; Metazoa; Rotifera; Eurotatoria; Philodinida; Philodinidae
Source: the annotation of a GenBank genome assembly
AUGGAAUUAUCUCUGUUUGUACGCUUAUAUACUGCUCAUUUACGCGAUGCUAUCAGUGCUUAUUUAAAACAACAUCAGAAUACUUGGUGCAGCGAACAUUGUGACGUAUCACUUCUGCCAACAGAAUCAAUACGAAUCGUUCAAAAAGGUCUUCGUACAAAUGAAACAAAACAAAAAUAUACUCUCGAUGAUGAAUGGCGUAGCAACACGAUCCUACCUCAAACAGUUGAGUUUCUGAUUUAUUCAAUAAAUCAAAGUUUAUGCGAACAACUGAAAAAGUCCAUUACAACGAAAUGUCGAGUACCAAAUUUCGAAGUACAAUACAGUUUGCACGGGCAACGGUCCGUUGAAAAGCAUCUCGAAAUCACAACCUCUCAUAUAACCAGUACAGAGAUGUAUAAUAAUAUUCAGUCACAAUUGUUGUCUGGUAGUAAAACUGUUAAUGAAAUUGCUUUGACUGGUACUGACUUUAAAAACUUACUUACAGAAACAAUGGACCGCGUUACUAUAUCACUACGCGUUCAAGAGGGCUACGAAGGUCUAAGCGAUCCGGUAAAAAUUGAUAAAAUACUAGAAAGACAAUUAUCAAGUCGACAGCAUUAUUUAGAAGACAUUAAUGAUAAACUUUGGGAUAGUUUGUAUUGGACGAAAGAUUUAACACGUCCCGAUCGUCUAUCGAAAAUAUUGAAUAAAGUUGUACGUCAAGAUUCGUCAAACACAGACGAAUUUCAGUUUGAUGAACAUGUAGCAGAUGAAGAAACAAAAAGAAAAUUAAAAUUACAUGAUAAAGCGAAAUUCGAUCAUUUUCGAAGAGAAUUUUUGAAACGCUCUCAUGUACGCAAGAAUGAACAUGAACAACAACGAUCGAGUGAUUCCAGUGGUAAAUUUGGUUUUAUGGGUUUCAGUCUCGGAGGUGGAAGCAAAUCGAUUUCACGUUCAUCAGGUAAAUCAUCCGAUAACGAAAAGCUAGAAACGGACAAUGAAGAUCAUUUACAAACGAAUACGGAUAACUUAAAUGACGUGAAUAAUGAAAAUAAAAACAAAACAAUAAGUACACUUGAACGACAUGUUGUGCAAGAACUACUAGGAAAAGUAUCUGAUCAUAUUUUAUUAGAAGGUGAUAUGAUUAAACCAAAACCAAUAUCUGUUAAUUUAAUUAAGCUUGGUACCCUCAAAUCUGAUAGUAAGUUAUUCUCAAGUUCCGUUCUAAUUAAAGCACGAACGCAAGUACAUACUCUGCCUUUACGAUGUCCAUCGAAUAAUGCCCAAAUAUCAACAUCAGACCACAAUAACAACAACUGGUUAUCGGAAAAAGUUGCUAUUUUAACAACGACUGUUACUAACCUUACAAAUAUAAUUCAGAAAUUAAAAGAUGAGACAUCGCACAGAGAAGCAGUUAGUAAUUUAGAAGCAAAAUUUAAUAGAUUGGAAACUGAAGUUAAGAGGUUGAAAACAAACACAGAAAGCCAAUUGAGUACAUUUAGAUCAUCGAUGACUGAAAACGUAGCUGUGCCUAAAGGAACAAUUAUGUUAUGGGAUGGUGAUACGUCGACCGUGCCAGAUGACUGGGCAGUGUGUGAUGGAACAAAUGGUACACCAGAUUUAAGAAAUAGAUAUAUCAUAGGUUCAGGUAGUAACGCUGAAAACAAGCCCGGAACUACAGGCGGCUCAUCGGCCAUCACACCAUCAAUAUCUGUGCAUGACACAGUGUUAACAGAAGCACAAAUGCCUAAACACAAUCAUGGUGGUAUGACUGACUCCGAAACUAACAGACACAUCUAUUACGACCACGAUUCAGCACUACAUACAAUGGUGUCUACUACGACAAGAGGCUCUAGGUGGCUCAGUAUGACUGCAGUGGAUAGAUGUUCUCACUGUCAGCAUACACAUGCUAUCCAUCCAAAUGGUCAAAAUCAACCUCACACACAUGGAGCCUCAUCGUCUACGAUCAGCUUACAUCCACCGUUCCAUGCACUCUUAUAUAUUAUGAAACUCUGACGGAAGAUAUAGGAUUUGACAUAUACUAGAUUUAACUACUUAUUUUAUACUAUUCAAGAUUUGACACGAAUUAUGUGUCACUCAGAUAUUGUUGAUUUUUGUUUGACUUUUUAUAUUUCUACAAUAUUUUACUUGUUAUUCCCUUGACGUUAGUCAGAGUCAUACAAACAUAACUGCUUGUAUCGCCGUAUGAAGAAAUCAAAAACUUAUUACCUCUUGAGAGAAACAGUGCAGAUGGCUGAAACUUGGGGACUAUAGAUAAUCCAGCAUGGAGAAUCUAUUGAUAACACGGAAGAUCUCCAGAAGGUUUUGGGAAAAUAGUUGAUUUUCUGCCGAUUUUGGGGGUACUACUAAAAUACGCUAACAUCCACCAACACCCCCAAAUUAUGGACCUGUUCUUUGUGAAUAAAGUAACAUCAAACGAAAACAAAAAAAAUUGAUGUCUUCGAGGAUUCUUUACGGCUUUUUCGUUAGGAACACUCACUAACAUCCAAAAUAAUAUGCCAGAAUAAUCGCCAUCCUUUUCUGAGCCUAUUAGUUCACUUUUGAACCCAUAGGAAAUCUGAUGAGAGCAGUGGUGAUCGGACCACUCAGCUUUGGGGACGUGAUCCUCCUGUAUAAUCAAAAAUAAUUUUUUUAUCAAUAAAAGUGAUUUAUAAAGUACAGCAGAAGAACGGCCGUGAAAUUCUGAGUUGAAAGUCAGUGGAGUUGCCGACUAUACUAUAGCGAAGAUAUUGUUUAUACUGGAUCUUGUAGAGUGGGAAACGGGCUAUAAACUAGCGAUAUAAGAAUUAAAAGAAGAUGGUUGUUAUUUGAGAAAAAAAUAUUUUUUGAACAAAAUUUGAAAUUUUCAUUUUUCAUACGCUUCACUAAAAUUUCUAUAGAAGGUCAAAGAAAUACAGUAACCACUCCCAACCUUUGUCAAAAAUUGCCUGAUACUUGAUUCUAACUGGAAAAUACUCCGCUGAAUUACGAUUAUUUUUAGAUCUGGCUUAAAAUACGUGUAGGGAACGAACAGAAGCGAAAUUCAUAAAUCACCAAGGAUUAAAUUUUAGAUUUAGGUAUCUACUUUCAUUUGAGGCCUCUCGCAGCUAUCUGCACCUUCCAACAAAAAAGUUAUGACGCUUCUGCUAAGAGCCCCAUUUUACCCCUUGUUACGCAAUAACUCGGCGGCACUUCAACGUUUCGAUUUCAAAUGCUUAGCAUAAGCUCAUAGGACAGUAAGCAUUGGUCACUGGAAGCAUCAUCGAAAUCGAAUGUAAGAUAAAAAACGUUUUUUCCUGAUGGGGGGGGGCCUUAAUAAUCAUAUCAAACUUUGAUUUUGUCUCAUUUUAGAUGACUAAAAUAGUCUUCUUAAAUUCAUAUCUUCAUGUACAACAUUCAUUAAAAAAACCAAUGGUAUUCACCGUCCACUUCAACCAUAACUAAAACAAUCAUUUACUGUGACUCCUACACGCCAGAUUCCCAUGGUAUGAGUUUAUUCUUGUCAAUUCCAUGAACUAAAUACAUUUAUUUACAUAUGAUCCUAAUUUCUCCACUCAAUCACUACACAUACAUGGUCAUAAUUUGUCAAGUCCUUUUGCCAGGACGAAACGCGUCAUGGUAGCUUGUCUCACCCUCAAGACUCACCCACCCUUUUUAAAUAGAUUCUUGUAUUAUGAUACUUUAUUGAUGCUUAUUUACGUUAAAAUCGGAAUAUAUAAAAUAGUAACAACAGAAAAAAAAGUUAUGCGGACAAAUUUCCACCGUUGUCAAGUGUGACGUUAUAACCUAAAACGUUGUUUACAUAGUUAGGAUCUGUGUUAUUCGGACCAUUGUUCCAAUCAAGACCCUGGUUUUGUAGUAUUUGAGUAGCGCCUGGACCUGAAUUAUAAGCGCGAAGAGCCCAUUCCCAAUUUCCAUGAAACAUGAAAGUUUUUUCCAAUUUGGAGAUCCCUACAGUAUUUCGAAUUUUUCUGCGUGAAAACGUGCACUGGGCAGGCUAAGAGAAUGAUAUUCGUGAUUAGUGUGAAAUUCUCUAUCGAAUGAUGUAUAAGAAAAUCAAAAAUAGUAGUAUUCCACCUUUGAAUUACGUGCAUCUUAAAAAAAUUACACGGGCAUUUACAAGAGUCAAAUUUUUUUACUAACAGAUUUGAUGAUUAGCUAAUAGAACGUUAAUAAAUUUUAAUAAAAUUUAAAUUAGUUCACGCCACGUCUCUCCCUCUAGGCUGUGUUAUUUUCGCUUUUCUUCAAGUAAUUCGGCAAGUAAUUCGCUUGCGUCAUGAAGCCGGUGCUUAUCAUGUCUCAGAGACAAUCUGACUUAUAGUAACACAAAGUAUUAGGCUUUUAAUAUUAGAUGUGAAUUCGACAAUUAUACCAUUGGACUAUGAGACUUCUGUUUUUAGAUAUGAUUCAGACUGUUAACAGUCAGGCUGUGUUAUUUUCGCUUUUCUUGACGUUUUUAACUUUCUUUUAUAUAUUAUUCCACUGUUCAUUCUCCAUCUGUUACACUUUAUCACUUAAUGUAGCCUAUAUUAUGCAUAUGGCCUAAAAUGGUUCGCCGCUGGCCUUAUUAUUAACACAAUAAAGAUCUAAACAUAAACGUUUGAAGUAACAGAUUCUGAAUUAAACACAAUUUGUCGGUGGAAUAUCAUUAUGAGAAACUUACAUGUAUAUAAACGUUAUCCUAUACAAAGAUAAAAUACGAUUUUCGUUCAUAUCGAAAAGAUAUAAAACGGCUAUACUUAUUAAUUCUCAUGAACGCUACUUCUUUUAAUAUUAGCUCUGUCGAAAAAAUAUUCAAUAUUUUCGAAAUAUGAAAGUUUUUUCAGAUUUUGAGAUCCUUACAGUAUUUUGAAUUUUUCUGCGUGAAAAGGUGCACUGGGAAGACUAAGAGGGGGAUAUUCGUGAUCAACAAAAUAGUACUCCAUUUUCGAAUUAUGCGCAUCUUAAAAAAAUUACUCGGACAUUUACAAGAGUCCAAUUUUUUUUCCAAAUUAUUUCAGCAACCAACGAUCAGAAAGAGAUUGGAUUUUCACUAUCAGAUAGUUAUGUUUUAGUUCUAUUUGGUAUGAAUAUGAAAUUUGAAUUAUGUUGCCUUCUGGUUUCUGAAACCGACCAGUAUUUUAGAAAAAGAUUAAUGAAAGAUUUUUCUUUUCUUUCUAAAUCUAGAGUUGAUGUUUUUCUUGUCCAGUCCACUGCAUAGGAAAAAGUAUGAGAUUUAAUUUUUUAGUUUUAAGAAUCGAAAAACUGAAUUUUACUAAUUCAACAGAAAAUUAUAAGAUUUAAGGAAAAUUAUAAGAUUUAUUUAUAAGAAAAAAGAUAAAAAACGUUUUUUCCUGAUGGGGGGGGGGGGGGGGGUUAAAAAAAAAGAAAACAUUGGUUUUUGGGGAUUUUUUUAUGAAAAAAAUGGGGUGUUUAAAUAAUAAUGCC